AUGUCCAUCAGAGUUCGUGCACGAGACAUUGGCAUUCCUUUCAAGGGAACUCCUGGUGCUUGGAAUUCGAUAACUGAUGUUCGUGGUGUUGAAGUAGGACAUCGCACACUAAUUGAAGAUCCAGAAGAACAGUCAACCGGAAAAAAACCUAUUCGAACAGGUGUUACAGUUGUUCUUCCUCGAGGAAAGAACAUUUCUGGAAAUCUUGAAGAACAACAAAUAUUUGGAGCAUGGUAUUCAUUGAAUGGAAACGGAGAAAUGACUGGAACGGCAUGGCUUGAAGAAUCAGGUCUUCUUGCACCAAUAAUUGCAAUAACUAACACUCAUAGCGUUGGAAUAGUUCGAGAUACAGCUAUUCAAUGGAUCGCUCGACAAUCAUCUGAUUCAGUUCUGUCCGAAGGUGAAUAUACUUCAUUAAGUUUACCAGUUGUUGCUGAAACAUGGGAUGGAUUUCUUAAUGACAUAAAUGGAUAUCAUGUUAAGCAAGAACAUCUCUACGAUGCAAUCGAAACAGCAAGUUCAGGUUAUGUCGAUGAAGGAAAUGUUGGUGGAGGAACAGGAAUGAUUACACAUAACUUUAAAGGUGGUAUUGGAACAUCGUCUCGAAAGAAUGGUGAAUAUACAGUUGGUGUUCUUGUUCAAUCCAAUUACGGAAAACGAAAUGAAUUGACCAUUGCUGGCGUUCCUAUAGGUGAAGAAAUGUCAAAUGAACUUUUGCCACUUGGCGGACAAAAAGCAACUAAACAUCAAGAACAGGGUUCAAUAAUUGUCGUUGUUGCUACAAAUGCACCUUUUCUACCGCACCAAUUAAAGCGACUUCUUCGUCGUGUACCUCUCGGAAUAGGAUUGGUAGGAGGACGAGGUGGAAAUGAGUCAGGUGAUAUUUUUAUAGCAUUUUCAACGGCUAAUCGACAAGUUAUGGGUAAAAAAACAGGUUUAUUACAUUUAGAAAUGUUACCGAAUGAGGAAAUGGACCCUUUUUUUGAAGCUGUUACUCAAGCAACUGAAGAAGCUAUUUUAAAUGCCAUGAUUGCAGCAAAAACAAUGGAAGGUAUUCAUGGAAAUAAAAUCUAUGCUAUACCACAUGAACGAAUUCGUGAAAUAUUGAAAAAAUACAAUAGAUUGCAAGACAACUGA
This is a messenger RNA of Rotaria sp. Silwood1, 1137 nucleotides long. The record is from the annotation of a GenBank genome assembly. Lineage: Eukaryota; Metazoa; Rotifera; Eurotatoria; Philodinida; Philodinidae.